Molecule: messenger RNA, 547 nt
Organism: Rhodamnia argentea
Lineage: Eukaryota; Viridiplantae; Streptophyta; Magnoliopsida; Myrtales; Myrtaceae
Product: monothiol glutaredoxin-S1-like
Exons: 1
Coding region: 24-335 (103 amino acids)
Source: RefSeq, a predicted model, not a curated record
AGGCUACGUCUUCGUCCGGCGGCAUGGACACGGCGCUGGCAGGGCUCGUGAAGGACAAGGCGGUGGUGAUAUUCAGCAAGAGCACCUGCUGCAUGAGCCACACCGUGAAGUCGCUCAUACUGAGCUACGGAGCCAACCCGACGGUGUACGAGCUCGACGAGAUCCCGAACGGCAAGCAGAUCGAGCGCGCGCUGGUCCAGCUCGGCCGGUGCGAGGUCGUCCCUACCGUGUUCAUCGGCCAGAAGUACAUCGGCGGCCCGAACGAGCUCAUGAGCCACCAGUUGAGGGGGACUCUGGUCCCUCUCCUCCGAGAGGCCAGAGCUAUCUGGAUAUAAGACUAAAAAAAAAUAGUAUUUGCAACUUUCUUCAGUUUUCCCUCAGUAUAACAAUAACAAUACGUCUAAAAUAGACGAGCGAGAUCGUGCUACGAAUAUGAAAAGGCGGACUUUUUGGUAGCUUUGUUUUGCUAACCCUAUUGGCUGCGCUCUAUGGAAGAUGACAGCCUUCUUCUCUGUUUUUUUUUUCCCCUUUUCUUUUGCUUUAUGAG